This is a messenger RNA of Saprolegnia parasitica CBS 223.65, 835 nucleotides long. RefSeq lists its product as hypothetical. The record is from RefSeq and is a predicted model, not a curated record. Gene Ontology annotation, cellular component: transcription factor TFIIF complex. NCBI's taxonomy places the organism in Eukaryota, Oomycota, Saprolegniomycetes, Saprolegniales, Saprolegniaceae. Bases 33 to 782 code for a protein of 249 amino acids. Gene Ontology annotation, biological process: transcription by RNA polymerase II; transcription initiation at RNA polymerase II promoter. The transcript has 8 exons.
UGUGGCUUGAAGGACCGAGCGAGCGGGCAGCCAUGGAUCACGACGAAGUUGAGGAUACGAUUGAGCCCGUGUACUUGGACCUGGAGGACCGCGAGCUGUACCUCGUGAAGCUGCCGAAGGAGCUCGGGAGCUCGUGGAAGAACAUCACUGAGAGCGAAAUCCUCUUGGGCACACUGCGUAUGAACAAGCGCGACGCGCUCGGCCGGCGCAAGGGCGUCUUGACGGUGAACUCGGACACCCUUAGCGAAGAGAUUCCGACCGAGUACCGCACGGAGCUGACGCGGUCGGACCUCGGCCUCAAGGUCUUUUCGCAGGACGGCUCGGGGCGCAUGGCCAUUGAAGGCAAAGUCACCGAGUCGUGCUCGAUGAUGCCCAAGCCGGGCGAGCGCUACAAGAAGCAGCUUGGCGUUCGCUACGUCAAGUCGAUGCAGAAAGGCACGGUCGUACCCCUCGAGAGCACGCCCAAGCAAGUCAAGGGUGGCAUUACGAUCAAGAUUCCCAAGCACAAGGAGAGCGAAGACGAGGAGGAAGAAGAAGGCAAAAUCAAAGGCCCCUCCGAGCCGUUCAAGAAGAUCAAGAUGGACCGCGAAGCGCUCAAGAACCAGAUUUUUCACUAUUUCGAGCAGCGCGAGUACUGGCCGCUCAAGGAACUCAACGCCCACUGCCGCCAGCCCGAGGCCUACCUCAAGGAAAUCCUCAAGGAGAUCUGUGUUUACCACAAGAAGGGCCCGAACAAGAGCUGCUACGAACUCCAGCCGCACUUCAAGGAGCAAAAGCCUUGAGUGUGUUCUCUUACACGGCGUUUAUCCCAAUGUAUUGUUCUUCUCCGAUGAUG